AAUUGAUUCUCCAACUGAUUUCAUUAUUAUUGUAAAAUUGUUGGCCGGACGUUUUGUUGACAAAGUUUUAAAAACUGUAGAAAGAUGCCGGCUUUAGAUAAAAGGAAGGGUGAUGAUAUUCUUGCUCUCGUUCCCGCUUCGAAGAGAACUAAAAAUGAAGUGGUGUUCAGCAGCAGAGAAAAAGCCGUUGUCCAAAGUGGCCCACCUAGAACGUCGUCCUUAAUGGCUCCGAUAAUGUUACUCGAAGGCCACGGAGGUGACAUUUUUGCCCUAGAAUUUCAUCCAGAGGGUCAAUACCUUGCUUCAACAGGCUUUGACCGACAAAUCCUCAUUUGGAAUGUUUAUGGAGAAUGUGAAAACAUCUCUGCAAUGUCAGGCCACAGUGGCUCCGUUAUGGAGAUGCAUUUCAGUCCAGAUGGAAGUAAUUUGUACACAGCCAGCACAGAUACUACAUUGGGUCUCUGGGAUCUUGCAGCUGGAACAAGAAUAAAAAAACUCAGAGGUCAUACAUCUUUUGUGAAUUCUGUGUCUGGAGCUAGAAGAGGACCAACGAUGCUUUGCUCCGGUGGUGAUGACAGCACAAUCAGAGUCUGGGAUCCGAGAAAAAGGGGACAAUGUUACACAUUGAAUAAUACUUACCAAGUGACAUCAACAACUUUCAAUGAUACAGCAGAACAGGUCAUUAGCGGUGGAGUCGACAAUGACAUCAAAGUUUGGGAUCUCAGAAAGAAUGCUGUUUUAUACAAAUUGAAAGGACAUUCCGACACAGUCACGGGGCUCAGUCUUAGUCCUGAUGGCUCGUAUAUUUUGUCAAAUGCUAUGGACAAUACCCUCAGGAUAUGGGACGUGAGGCCUUUCGCACCAUACGAAAGAUGUGUUAAAAUUCUUUCUGGACAUCAACACAAUUUUGAAAAGAAUCUUUUGAGAUGCGCCUGGUCUCCAGACGGGAGUAAAGUUUCUUCGGGCUCUUCGGAUCGUUUCCACUAUAUUUGGGACACGACCACACGAAAAAUUCUUUACAAGUUACCUGGCCAUAACGGAUCCGUCAAUGACAUUGAUUUUCAUCCGAAAGAACCAAUUGUUUGCUCAGGCUCUAGUGACAAACAGAUUUACCUUGGUGAAAUCGAGACAUCCAGCUGAACAUCCUAAUCCUCAUCAAAAUGUCUUAUAUCGAUUCUUCGUAAUAGAUUAUAAAUGAAGAUUAAUUAAAUGGGGGUGAAAUAUAAGGAAUGAAAAAAAAAAGAAACAGUUGUAAUUAUACUGAGCGUGUGAAUGAAAGUCCAAAUACAACUUCUGUAAACUUUGGGAUAAAAAAACAAAGAUUCAUUCAGCAGUAAAUUGUACGAUCGCAUUAAAAUCAAACUGUUUGAAAGAAA
Molecule: messenger RNA, 1376 nt
Organism: Venturia canescens
Lineage: Eukaryota; Metazoa; Arthropoda; Insecta; Hymenoptera; Ichneumonidae
Product: U5 small nuclear ribonucleoprotein 40 kDa protein
Exons: 6
Coding region: 85-1140 (351 amino acids)
Cellular component (GO): catalytic step 2 spliceosome
Molecular function (GO): protein binding; RNA binding
Source: RefSeq, a predicted model, not a curated record